This is a messenger RNA of Oryzias melastigma (Indian medaka), 1761 nucleotides long. RefSeq names its product dolichyl-diphosphooligosaccharide--protein glycosyltransferase subunit (non-catalytic) (gene ddost). Gene Ontology annotation, cellular component: endoplasmic reticulum membrane; oligosaccharyltransferase complex. NCBI's taxonomy places the organism in Eukaryota, Metazoa, Chordata, Actinopteri, Beloniformes, Adrianichthyidae. The coding region runs from base 35 to 1429 and encodes 464 amino acids. The transcript is spliced from 11 exons. The record is from RefSeq and is a predicted model, not a curated record.
UGCAGCUAACGCUGACGUCGCCUUUUGCACCAAGAUGGCGGCGCUGACAGCAGUCACACAGACCCGGCCCGGUUCUAUGUUAACCCCGAAACGGAUCCGCACGAUGGCGGAGAGGCGCUUCGGUUCCGUCAGCCCUAAGCUCGCCCUGCUGUUGUGGUUGGCGUCCAUGCUGCCGCGCGCUGAGGCUGACGGGAAAACGCUGGUGCUACUGGACAACCUGAACAUCAGAGACACUCAUUCGGUCUUCUUUCGCAGUCUGGCCGAUCGAGGCUUUGACCUGACCUUUAAGACCGCGGACGACCCCUCCCUGUCUCUGAUCAAAUACGGGCAGUUCCUGUACGAUCACCUGAUCCUGUUCUCUCCAUCAGUGGAAGAUUUUGGUGGAAGCAUCAACGUGGAGACCAUCACAUCUUUCAUCGAUGGGGGUGGCAAUGUUCUAGUGGCUGCCAGUUCAGACAUCGGUGACCCUCUGCGGGAGCUGGGCAGCGAGUGUGGCAUCGAGUUUGAUGAGGAGAGGACGGCUGUCAUCGACCAUCACAACUACGACGUGUCGGAUCCUGGAGAGCACACCCUGAUCGUGGCUGACCCUCAGAACAUGCUGAAGGCCCCCACCAUUGUCGGGAAGCCUACAGAUAAACCCGUCUUAUUUAAGGGUGUGGGCAUGGUGGCUGACCCAGACAACCCACUGGUCCUUGACAUCCUCACUGGCUCUUCCACUUCCUACUCCUACUUCCCUGACAGAGCCAUCUCCCAGUACCCCCACGCCGUGGGCAAGAACACGCUGCUGAUCGCCGGCCUUCAGGCCCGGAACAACGCCCGGGUGGUUUUCAGCGGCUCCCUGGACUUCUUCAGUGACGCCUUCUUCAACUCCGCGGUGCAGAAAGCCAUGCCGGGUUCUCCCAGGCACGAGCAGACGGGGAACAUGGAGUUGGCUGUGGCUCUUUCCCGUUGGGUGUUCAAAGAGGCGGGGGUCCUCCGAGUGGGAGCUGUGAGCCACCAUCGCGUUGGAGAGACCACGCCCCCCACCGCGUACACCAUUACAGACCUUGUGGAGUACAGCAUCGUCAUUGAAAUGCUGUCUGAGGGCCGCUGGGUCCCUUUUGACGGCGACGACAUCCAGCUGGAGUUUGUGAGGAUCGAUCCGUUCGUCAGAACUUUCCUCCAGAGAAACGGAGGUAAAUACAGCGUCCAGUUCAAGCUGCCCGACGUCUACGGAGUCUUUCAGUUCAAAGUGGAUUACAACCGGCUGGGAUACACCCACCUGUACUCCUCCACCCAGGUGUCAGUGCGCCCCCUACAGCACACUCAGUACGAGCGCUUCAUCCCCUCGGCCUUCCCGUACUACGCCAGUGCCUUCUCCAUGAUGGCCGGACUCUUCGUCUUCAGCGUGGUUUUCCUGCACAUGAAGGAGAAGGAGAAGACGGACUAGUUCAGAGGAACCGCGGAGCAAAAGAACUUGUGUGAAGAGUUCAAAGUGAAUGUCUGUGGAACAGGGACUUGGACUUGAUUUUUUUAUUUAUCUGGCACUCAUUUGGAAUCUCUGGGGAAAGGGGGGUUUACUGACUUUAUCUACUUUUUUUAAGCUAUGUCACAAUUAGCCAAAUGUUUAUUCAAAAGUUAGAAAUGUGUUUUUUUUUCAUCAGAUAAAUUCCAUUUGAAAAGAGCAGAAAUGUCGGGCACUGAAAACGUUUGUUUUGAUAAAGAUUAGUUUCCAUAGAAAUCUGGGGUCUGCUAAAUAAAACGUUGACAUUCCACUCUAAA